CUAGUGGCUUUUAUUUUGAAGUUCUUGUUACCUUUCCUGUUUACCCUCCUUCCUGUCUUGUGAUUGUAAUGACUUCCACCUGUGUUGGUACCUGUGGGUUGGGAAGUUAGUGACACAUGUUGGACUUGUCUUUGUUUCCUCUUCACUUCUCUCCACCUUACUCUGGAUUAGCUGCUCUUCUUCGUGGCACCUCCUGUUAUUCUUGCCUUCGUGGAUUUUGUCAUGAUUGUGAUUUCUGGAGCGGUCUGUGGUCGGGGAGUCACCGGGGAGCGGCUGCCGUGAUGAAGAAGAGUUGAAGGUCAGCGCAGUAAAUGAGGUUCAGAGAUGAGAAGGGCUACAUACUGUACCCUCAGAUUGGGGACCGGCUGGACCUCAUCUGCCCUCCUUUGGACACGGCCAGAUCCACACCAGAGUACGAGUUCUACAAGCUCUACCUCGUGUCGUCUCGGGAGCAGGCGGACCGCUGCGAGGUGAUGGGCGCGCCCAACAUUGUGCUCACCUGUGACGAACCCACCCGCGAGCGCCGCUUCACCAUCAAGUUCCAGGAGUUCUCACCCAACCUGUGGGGUCACGAAUUCAAGAGCAUGCAUGACUACUACAUCAUCGCUACAUCUGAUGGGACACGCCAAAGCUUGGAUAGCAUGAGAGGAGGAGUGUGUGUCACACAAGGCAUGAAGGUGGUCCUGAAAGUGGGACAGAGCCAAUAUGGACUGCCUCCGAAGAAGGAGCCGGCAGGCCGCACCACCAGCAGAAACCCAGGUGGCACAGGGAACUCAACUCAUUCCCAAAGACCCAACAGCUUUGGGAACGAGGGCAACGGCGAAAAUGGACCGGUUCAAACCUCAAACAUCGCCGUCAUCGCCGGUGCUGCCGGAGGCUCCGCCUUUCUGCUCCUGGUGACCGCUGUGAUAUGCGUGGUGUGCUACCGAAGGCGACACGCCAAACACUCGGACACCCACCACCCUCCGCUGUCCCUGUCCUCACUCACCAGCCCCAAGCGCGGAGGCGGCGGGGGCCUCAGUAGCUCCAACAACAACGGCUCAGAGCCCAGUGACAUCAUCAUCCCCCUGCGGACGUCAGACUCCGCCUACUGCCCGCAUUACGAAAAGGUGAGCGGGGAUUACGGGCACCCAGUCUACAUCGUCCAGGAGAUGCCGCCUCAGAGUCCAGCCAACAUCUACUAUAAAGUAUGAGACGGCCGCUGCUCUGGACAGUUGGACACAGGCUCCUCCAUGCACCAACUUUCAAACAACCCCUCGCUCCAAAUGAAGACACAGUGAAGCUCGCUAUGUGAGCUCCGUUCCCGAACCCCUCAACGCCGCCAGUAUUGUCCCACGGACCCCACUCUCUGCCCUGUGAGUCCUCAGUUCCCCCACGGCCACAGUUGGGCUGCUAGCUGACAAAACAAUCCUCUCCAUAUACUUACACAACUGGGCCACACACUGUGUGCCAAGGGGGCGCUGUGUUAACUAUACGAGUCCCUUCUUAACAAGGCCCUCACGAAUAGACAAGGGUCUCUGAGUGGCCCCUUCUUGUUAACUCUGAACUAAUCCUGCCCCACCUUUGCUGAAUAGAAGAGUUGUUCCCCAAAAUGCCAGUGUGCAUGUGCCGCACACACUCUUUUCCAGGAAAAUGGACCGGCGUUGGGACACACAUUGAUUUAAAAAGAGAUAAAAGAACACAACAGAAAAAGCUACACACAUGAACCCAGCGAGCUCUGAGAAAUCCUGCCUAUCCCACCAUCACAGCCCUCGGAGCUUCAUCAGCCAAUCAGAGACCAGCCCCUGCCACUAACACACCAAUAGGAUUCUAGUUUGUGUUUGUUUUUCCUGAGUAAACAGGGGCCUUGGGACUCGACCAAUCAAGCAAGCCUGUGCAACGGUCACACGACCGGGCCCGGGUCUAGGCCUGAGGAGGUCUGACCAAUCGGUGACACUCAGAAUCUUGUAUAUUUUAUUAAUGUGCGUGUGUUUGUGUGUUUGUGUGCGGCUGAUUGUGUGUGUGUGUGUGUGUGUGUGUAGGAGAGUAAAUAUGGCGCUGCUGCUCCACAUGUGAUGUGUGUGCAGUUGGUGUGCUUCAGUGAAACAGGUGGCAUACGCCUGUGUUUUUGUGUGUGUGUGAAUGGGCGUGGCUGCGUUCUUUAGACUUGUCUUAAAUACCAAAACACAAAAUAGUGAGCGAAUAUCAAAAAAGUGAGAUUUUUUAUCGCUAUCAACACUUAUAGAUUAUAUAUAUAAAUAUCCAGUAAAUAAUUUCUAGAUGUUUCCUUCAGUUUUCUAUUGUUUUAUUAUUUUUAUCCACUCCUAUAAACUGCAUUUCUGUUAAUAGACUUCUUUUUUCUUUUUUUCUUUUGCUGUUUUAUUUUUUCACGACAUAGACCAACCUUGUUUCUCCACUUUUCCCUUUUGGUUGAAUAUUAAUUUAAUCCUCUUUUGUUUUUGUUUUUUUGUUUUUUCAAAUGUCCCGGCGAUCAGAGGUUGUUUCUCUCUUCCUCUCUUUCCUCGCUCAUUCACCACCCCAGCCUCUCUCUCCCCCCUCCUCCCCCACCCUCCCUCCCCUUCUAGGGUCUCUGAACUCUGUGUAUAUUUUUAUAGCUCCUUGUACUAUGCCGUAGUUUUGAAGUUUAGACCUCGUUUGUGGAAGUGUUGAGGUAGAACCAUCUAUGAAUUUUAUUUUAUUUUUUUCAAACACAGAAGUGAGGGGCGAUGGCGGGGAGGGUGUGGUGAAGGGGAUGAAAUAAAAAGAAGAAUAAAGGCAAGGGAACGGGGGGGAGAGAGGGAGAGAGAGAGAGAGCUGUCUGGGGAGGAUGACUAACGUGGCAUCUGAAUGCAGAACUUUAAAAAAAUCAUAUAAAAAGAGGAAAGCGGGGAGAUGGGAAAAGAAAAGACUGUGAUGGAAUUUCACACUGAAGAAGAGAGAAAAAAAAAAGCAAAAAGGAUCGGCAGGAUUGAGAGAUGAAGGAUCCCGAGCAGGGAAGAAUGGAGAGCACAGAUUAAAGACUGGCGGGUGAAGGAGAGACACCUUUUCUUCAACCAGAGGGUCCCGGCCUCCUGAACGGGAGCAAACGGAGGAGUCCAACUCCAACAUCCCUUUCUCUUACUCACACACGAGCACAUCCGCGGUUCAACUGAGUCACACUUUGCGUUAACGACGCGACACAGUUACAAUUUUACUCCUGUUUUCCCGCAACGUUUGUUGGGUUGAAAUCCGCAUUACACGCAAAACAUGCAAAGACACGCAUACACACACACACACACACACACAACCUCCCGACAUGCUCAUUGCAAACACACACACCAUCUCUCUGGCUGUACCUGUGUCCCAAACACAAACACACACUCACAGUUUGCACACCAUUUAACGACUGUCACAAAUGCCUUCUGAUCGCAUCGAAUGAGAUACAUUCACCCCCCCUCACCCUUGCACACACACACACUCACACUAUAAAAAAACGCUGAUAUGCUUUCAUGCGACUCCAUAUUAGUGUGAUUAUAACAUACCCAAUGGACAUGCCGCGGGGUGAACAGCGGGCUUGUAUGCCGAAUGUCUGCCCUCACCUUUGGGCAAACACUCACACACACACACACACACUCACACCUCACCCUCGGUGGGGCAGUGACAGCACUGUGUUCAACGCUGCAGUUUGGUCUCAUUUGCAUAUUUUUGACGCUCUGUUUUGUGUUGCUCAACAAAUGUUUAUGGCUUUUGUGUACCCUGGGUGGCAGUAGCGAGCUUACGCUGGUGUUAUUUUUAAGAAAAAAAAAAUUCAGCCAUACGCAUACGCGCAUUACACAUAAGGUCUCAAAGUGCUGUGGCCAUGUUCUCUGUGUUUGGAUCUGGACCUUUCCACACCUCUCAGCUGUGUUUUGUAUCAGUAUAACAUCCUAUAAUAAGAUAUAUUUCAUACUUAAGUGUCACAUUUGUCCAAUUUGACUUUGUUCAAAAAAUGAUGAUGAUGAUGAUGAUGUUCUGAUAUGUUUUUGUACCAUGGGUUUGGAUUGCAUUUGACUGCAUCAGUUGAUCUCGUGGAUAGAACGAGGGGGGAAGACACCUUGACGACUUCUUUUUGUACAAUUACCAACUUGUGUUUCUUUUUUUUUUUGGUAAGUCCGUGUCUAUUUAAACAUGUUCCAAGUUCCUGAAACAAUCCUCCAAGCCAAAAUAAAGUGUCUGUUACACUCUUGUCCACCACGUCUUGGAGCACUUCAAUCCAAAAGGACAGCAUUUUCUGCUAAAAUGGCUCCUCAAUUCGAAGAGGGGAAAGAGCAAAACUUUUCAGACUUUACGGCGACAACUCCUGAUGAAAAAGCCACUGCCCCGUUUUCACUCCAUUGGCCUUCCGCUCCCCCCCGCCCCCCUUUCUCAGCAGAAUGUCAAGUAUCUCCCGGACCCAGUUGUUUUAUUCCUUUCUUCUAAGCGUUUGAUUUUCAUGUCGGUGUAAUUUUUCAAAGUUGUGUCUCUGGCUCUGACCGUUUGUGUUUGACUGGUCAACUCAGCGUGUUGGCUUUUUCGUUGGUGUUUUUGUUUCUGAAAAACUACGGACACGACCACUGGUUGUCAUGUCUAAAAGGGGGAGAGUGUUGUUUGGACGGAAAAAAUGGGAGAAAAAGAAAGAGGGCGAGAGCUCCUGCCAGUCUCCCUUACCUCUCUGUUUGGUAAAAAUGUGUGUGUGAGAGUGUGUGUGUGCAUUUCUUUGUGCCAUUAGCCAGUGAGUGGAGGCCAACAAAGCAAGGUGACUCUCGUACGUGACGUGUUGAGACUUUGUAUUCGGGACAUCUCUGUGUAAAAGAAGGGUUAUUUUUUGUGCUCCUCUCCUCCUCCUCCUCUUCCUUCCUCCUCCUCCUCUCUCUAAUCUCCAAUUUAUCCCUCCUCCACUCAUCAUGGUUCACCCCAGAACAGCUCCCCCCUUCCCUCCCUUCCCUUCCCUCCCUUCCCUUCCCUUUCCCUCUGUCCCUGCACUUCCUUCAGCAUUCCUCCCAACCACACCUCUAAAGAGAGGAUGAAAAACUAGAACAUUCCUGGUUUGGAAAAAAAAAGGUUGAAUAAAAAAAAACAAAAAAUGUUUAAGCACCA
This is a messenger RNA of Cynoglossus semilaevis (tongue sole), 5073 nucleotides long. RefSeq names its product ephrin-B3b (gene efnb3b). The transcript has 6 exons. Gene Ontology annotation, molecular function: ephrin receptor binding. Gene Ontology annotation, cellular component: plasma membrane. The record is from RefSeq and is a predicted model, not a curated record. NCBI's taxonomy places the organism in Eukaryota, Metazoa, Chordata, Actinopteri, Pleuronectiformes, Cynoglossidae. Gene Ontology annotation, biological process: ephrin receptor signaling pathway; axon guidance. The coding region runs from base 312 to 1193 and encodes 293 amino acids.